Messenger RNA from Raphanus sativus (radish), 3613 nucleotides. Its product is annotated as phytochrome E. The transcript is spliced from 3 exons. Lineage: Eukaryota; Viridiplantae; Streptophyta; Magnoliopsida; Brassicales; Brassicaceae. The coding region runs from base 155 to 3475 and encodes 1106 amino acids. Gene Ontology annotation, biological process: red, far-red light phototransduction; regulation of DNA-templated transcription; detection of visible light. The record is from RefSeq and is a predicted model, not a curated record. Gene Ontology annotation, molecular function: protein homodimerization activity; phosphorelay sensor kinase activity; photoreceptor activity.
AGAGUAGCAAAAAAAAAAAGCAUUGAAGCAAGCCAAGAAAGAAAGAAUAUGAGAGUACACACAAAAGAAAGUUUCUUACUUUUAUUUCUCUUGCAAAUGAUAAAAGAAGAAUCAGCUUCUUCCCCUUCGUCCUCACUCCUCACACUCCAAAACAAUGGGAUUCGAGAGCUCUUCCUCAGCCGCAAGCAACAUGAAACCACAAAAGUCCAACACCGCUCAAUACUCCGUCGACGCCGCCCUCUUCGCCGACUUCGACCACUCUGUCUACUCCGGCAAGUCCUUCGACUACUCCAAGUCCAUGAUCUCUCCUCCCAACAACGUCCCCGACGAGCACAUCACCGCUUACCUCUCCAACAUCCAGAGAGGCGGCCUCGUCCAGCCCUUCGGCUGCUUGCUCGCCGUGGAAGAGCCUAGUUUUAAGAUACUCGGUGUUAGCGACAACUGUAUCGACUUCCUCGGCCUCUCUCUCGCUUCUACCGAGUUUAACGUCAAGGGUCUGAUCGGUAUCGAUGCGAGGACUCUGUUUACUCCUUCCUCGGGAGCUUCCUUGGCUAAAGCUGCUUCCUUUACCGAGAUUUCGUUGAUGAACCCUGUCCUGGUUCACUCCAGAACCUCCCAGAAGCCCUUCUACGCUAUUCUUCAUAGGAUUGAUUCAGGGAUUGUGAUUGACUUAGAGCCUGCUAAGUCAGCUGACCCGGCUUUGACUCUUGCCGGUGCGGUUCAGUCUCAGAAGCUAGCCGUUAGAGCCAUCUCCAGGCUCCAGUCGCUUCCGGGUGGAGACAUUGGCGCCUUGUGUGACACCGUUGUGGAAGAUGUUCAGAGGCUUACUGGCUACGACCGUGUGAUGGUCUACCAGUUUCACGAAGAUGAUCACGGUGAGGUUGUUUCCGAGAUUAGGAGAUCUGAUCUGGAGCCUUACUUGGGUUUGCAUUACCCCGCGACUGAUAUUCCCCAAGCCGCGAGGUUCUUGUUUAAACAGAACCGUGUGAGGAUGAUAUGUGAUUGUAAUGCGGCUCCGGUUAAGGUUGUUCAGAGCGAUGAGCUCAAGAGAUCGCUUUGUUUGGUUAAUUCUACCCUGAGAGCUCCUCAUAGCUGCCAUACUCAGUACAUGGCGAAUAUGGGGUCUGUUGCAUCUCUCGUGCUUGCAAUAGUGACCAAAAGCAAAAACUCGAGCAAGCUCUGGGGGUUAGUGGUGGGUCAUCACUGUUCUCCUAGGUACGUACCCUUCCCGUUGCGGUACGCUUGCGAGUUUCUCAUGCAGGCGUUUGGACUCCAGCUUCAGAUGGAGCUUCAGAUAGCGUCGCAGUUGGCUGAGAAGAAGGCUAUGAAGACGCAGACCUUGCUGUGCGAUAUGCUUCUCCGCGACACCGUCUCUGCUAUCGUGACGCAGUCUCCUGGUAUCAUGGACCUCGUGAAGUGCGAUGGAGCUGCUUUGUGUUACAAGGGGAAGUGCUGGCUCGUUGGUGUGACUCCCAGCGAGUCGCAGGUUAAAGAGCUGGUGAAGUGGCUGGUGGAGAAUAAUCACGGUGAUGAGUCGACGGGUUUGACUACUGAUAGUUUGGUGGAUGCUGGAUACCCUGGUGCUGUCUCGCUAGGAGACGCGGUCUGUGGCGUGGCUGCGGCGGGGAUCUCUUCUAAAGAUUACUUGAUUUGGUUCAGGUCCAACACUGCAAGUGCCAUCAAAUGGGGAGGAGCUAAACAUCAUCCCAAGGAUAGAGACGAUGCUGGAAGAAUGCAUCCGAGGUCGUCUUUUAAAGCGUUUCUUGAAGUUGCAAAGAGCAGGAGCUUGCCUUGGGAAACCUCUGAGAUCGACGCGAUUCAUUCGCUGAGGGUUAUAAUGAGAGAGUCGUUUACAAGCUCUAGGCCUGUGUUGUCGUCGUCUGGUGGUAAUAAUGGUGUGGGGAGAGAUGCGAAUGAGCUUACUUCUUUUGUGUGUGAGAUGGUUAGAGUGAUCGAAACCGCGACCGCGCCUAUCUUUGGUGUUGAUUCUUCUGGAUGUAUCAAUGGUUGGAACAAUAAAACCGCUGAGAUGACGGGGUUGGGAGCUAGUGAAGCCAUGGGGAAGUCGCUUGCCGAUGAGAUUGUUCUAGAGGAAUCACGUGGAGCUCUUGAGAGUCUCUUGUCCAAGGCGUUACAAGGUGAAGAGAAGAAAAACGUGAUGCUUAAACUGAGAAAGUUUGGUCAUCAUCAUCCUCCUCCGGAUUCUUCUUCUUCUGAUGUGUGUGUUCUUGUUAACUCCUGCACGAGUAGGGACUAUACGGAAAAGAUCGUUGGUGUUUGCUUCGUUGGUCAAGACAUGACUAGUGAGAAAGCAAUAACGGAUAGGUUCAUCAGACUGCAAGGAGACUACAAGACUAUUGUUCAAAGCUUAAACCCUUUGAUCCCACCUAUAUUCGCAUCUGACGAGAACGCUUGUUGCUCGGAGUGGAACGCAGCCAUGGAGAAGCUUACCGGGUGGUCAAAGCACGAGGUGAUUGGGAGAAUGCUACCUGGUGGAGUCUUUGGAGAUUUAUGUAAGGUGAAGUGCCAAGAUGCACUCACAAAGUUCUUGAUCUCUCUGUACCAAGGCAUUGCUGGUGAUAAUGUUCCAGAGAGUUCGCUUGUUGGGUUCUUUAAUAAAGAAGGGAGGUACAUAGAAGCAUCCUUGACGGCGAACAAGAGUACAAACACUGAAGGGAAAGUCAUCGGAUGUUUCUUCUUCUUGCAGAUUAUCAAUAAAGAAUCGAGUUCUAGUAGCUGUUCUCAUAGCCUCGACGAGUUGGCUUACAUAAGGCAAGAAGUCAAGAACCCUCUUAACGGUAUCCGGUUUGCACAUAAGCUUCUUGAAUCCUCAGAGAUUUCAGAGAACCAAAGGCAGUUUCUGGAGACCAGUGAUGCUUGCGAGAAGCAGAUUGCAACAAUAAUCCAAGACACUGACUUGAAAAGCAUUGAGGAAGGCAAGUUGCAACUGGAAACAGAGGAGUUUCGACUUGAGAGUGUUUUGGACACAAUCAUUAGCCAAGUGAUGAUUAUGUUGAGAGAGAGGAAGUCACAACUCAGGGUUGAAGUAGCUCAGGAGAUUAAAACUCUGCCUCUCUAUGGAGACAGAGUAAAGCUUCAGCUCAUUCUUGCUGAUCUUCUGCGCAACAUUGUGAAUCAUGCCCCGUUUCCAGAUAGUUGGGUAGGAAUCAAGAUCUCAUCAAGCCACAAGCUUGCACACAACAAUAAUCCCUAUAUCCAUCUACAGUUCAGGAUGAUACAUCCUGGAAAAGGACUUCCUUCAGAGAUGCUAAGUGAUAUGUUUGAGACUAGAGAUGGAUGGGUCACGCCUGAUGGGUUAGGACUAAAGCUUUCACGGAAACUGCUGGAGCAGAUGAAUGGUCGUGUGAGUUAUGUCAGAGAAGACGAACGUUGUUUCUUUCAAGUGGAUCUUCAGGUCAAGACAAGGUUAGGUGUUGAGACCAGAGGAACAGAGGCUGGUUCAAGUAUACAGUAGAGAGACUCUGAGUUACAAAGGCAUAUAUAUAUAAUAAAAUUUGAUGAAUUUUUUGCUCCUUUUAUGGUCUGAAUGUGUUGUCAUUCAAAACAAAGUUUCCACUAUUUUAUUAUCAAUAAGAUGUAUCAUUCUUAGUCA